Molecule: messenger RNA, 1830 nt
Organism: Cygnus olor (mute swan)
Lineage: Eukaryota; Metazoa; Chordata; Aves; Anseriformes; Anatidae
Gene: ATP6V0D2
Product: ATPase H+ transporting V0 subunit d2
Biological process (GO): proton transmembrane transport; vacuolar acidification; vacuolar transport
Cellular component (GO): plasma membrane proton-transporting V-type ATPase complex; vacuolar proton-transporting V-type ATPase complex; proton-transporting V-type ATPase, V0 domain
Molecular function (GO): proton-transporting ATPase activity, rotational mechanism
Source: RefSeq, a predicted model, not a curated record
AAGAAACUAGUUGGUGAAACACGAUCAUAGGCUGGCAGGAAAACAGUGACUAUUUGUCACUCCUUCCAAAGAGGAGGAAAACGGUGGCAAAUACUCAGUACCAUCAAGAAUCCAACAGAAAGCUCAAAUCUCCUUUUCUCCAUGCCAGGAUACUCAGAAUUUUACUUCAAUGUGGACCAUGGCUACUUGGAGGGUCUGGUCCGAGGGUUCAAAGCUGGGAUCUUGACAAGUGCAGACUAUGUCAAUUUAGCACAGUGCGAGACACUAGAAGAUCUAAAGUUACAUCUACAGACUACAGACUAUGGCAACUUUUUGGCUAAUGAACCUGGCCCUCUCACUAUUUCCACCAUUGAUGAUAAACUGAAAACAAAGCUACUCACAGAAUUUCAUUACUUUAGAAACCAUGCUUUUGAACCACUUGCAACUUUUCUGAAUUUUAUCACAUACAGCUACAUGAUUGACAACGUAAUUCUUUUAAUAACUGGCACAUUACAUCAGCGACCCAUAGCUGAACUGGUACCCAAGUGCCAUCCACUGGGGAGUUUUGAGCAAAUGGAAGCAGUCAGCAUUGCCUCAAACCCCACAGAGCUCUUCAAUGCAAUUUUGGUUGACACACCAUUAGCUGCUUUCUUUCAAGACUGCUUGUCUGAAAAUGACCUGGAUGAAAUGAACAUUGAAAUAAUGCGCAACAAACUGUACAAGUCUUAUCUUGAGGCAUUCUAUAAGUUUUGUGAAAAACAAGGAGGUACUACAGCAGAAAUAAUGAGACCCAUUCUUGAGUUUGAGGCAGACAGACGUGCUUUUAUUAUCACCAUUAAUUCAUUUGGCACUGAGCUGAGUAAAGAUGACAGAGAGAAGCUAUAUCCAACCUGUGGAAAACUGUAUCCAGAAGGCUUGCACCUGUUGGCCAAUGCAGAUGACUACGAGCAAGUGAAGUGGUGUUUGCAGAUUACUAUGCGAAUACAAGGCUGUGUUUGAGGGUGUAGGGAGUGACGCUGAGAGAAGACACUGGAAGAUGCAUUUUUUGAACAUGAUGUAAAGCUGAAUGUGCUUGCAUUCAAUACCAGGUUUCAUUUUGGAGUAUUUUAUGCCUAGGUGAAGUUAAAGGAAGCAAGAAUGCAGAAAUAUUGUAUGGAUUGCUGAAUGCAUUUCUCAGAGACACAGAACCAAAAUUAACAACUACAUUCCAAUUUUCUAAAUCUGAGAAUUUAUAACCCUACUGUGCCUGAAAAGAAGUAUUAUUUCAUAUAAAAGAAGAAAAACAUUAUUUUAAAAGUUAAUGUUUUGAGUUGUAUUACUGAUUCUCCUUCUAUAGAGCAGUGGUGACAAAAAAGUAAUAUAAUUAUAGAUAUAUGUAUCAGGAAAUAUUAAUGGACUCAUUUAUAGCUUUUGUGCCCAUUUUAAUUUAAAAGAUCAAUAAAAAGUCUCUGUAAAGGCCUUAUAUUGCAAUAUUCAUUCUCUCUUGUGGAAGUAAGUUUUAUACCAAAGAUGUUUGUAAAUGCUCUUUAAUGCUUAACUUUGAAUCAACAGGUUUCUGCAAAAACACUACUUCGUACUUACACUUAUAGUCUUCCUUCAUGGCAUACAAGAUUCUAUGAAGGACUUACAACACAGACACGAUAAACUUUAGGGUUACUAUGAGAUUCCCCUCAAGGAAUCUCAAGAGAGAGCUUCCUGAACCCUUCGUAACUGUGAGAUGUCUCUGGAGUUAAGUGUAAAUAAGUAACUGAGAAGUCAUGAACAUGUCUUCACUUACUUCUUUAUGGUCACUUGAGGUGCACCAUAAGUGUCCAGCAGGUGUCUGAUCCACUUCACAGCAAUUUAAUUAUC